AUGCACGAUACAGCCCCUGACACGUCCCUCUCUUUCUCAAUCUCAAUAGACAAGAAGCUGCACAUUCUGUCCCGUCCUGCUCAGGGUGGGUCCGAUGCUUCUCGCUGGCCAGUUGUCGAUGAGGGGAUGGAAGGGCAGACCAGUCCUGCCCCUGGAACGCACAAGUUUACCCCACAAGAUGAGAGCGGCAGCAACAACAUUCUGGCCUAUGUGUCUGUCCUGGCUGCCGUGGUGCUGGGUCUGCUUCUUUAUGUGGCUUAUAAAUGCUGGAGAUCGUGUAAACAGAAGAAGGCUCUUUCUAAGGCCCGUGCAGCUGAGUUGGGAGCAUCUCCAGAGGGAGAAAAGCUUCAAAGUGACAGCGGUGUUUUUCUGGACUCUCAGAGCCUGCAGGACAACCAGCCCAGCAAAGGGACGAAGAGGGACAGCAAGCAGGACAACCGCCUUUACGUCAACCUACCCCCCAACAGACAGGAAGAGGUGGAGCGCCUCCUACAGGAGGGAGGGGGCCGGGGGUGGAGGCAGUUGGGCGCAGCGCUGGGCUACGAGCCUGAACAGCUGGACCUGUUUGGGCGUGGAGAGGCCCCUGCUCACACGCUCCUCUCUAACUGGGCCCAGAAAGAAGGCGCCACUCUGGGACUGCUGUGUUCUGCACUGGCCCGCAUUGAGAGGCCCGACGUGGUAACGGCUCUUAACUGCCCCGCACAGGGUGUUUCUUUGGUCUGACGGCUCCUUGAAUGAACAUGUGACACUGACAGACUCGUGUGAAGAACUCUGAAAUGACAAGGAUGGCACUCUGAUAUCAGCACCUGUCAUUGAUCAUGAUCCAGAUUGCUUUGUUGGACACUUACAAUCCAGUUUUUACAAAGAGAACAAAAAUAUUCUUGUAUUAUUUACUUGAGGGAACAACAUUUUUUAAUUCUGGUUAAGCCUCAACGCCUUACUCAGCGGACACUGCAGAAACCUGGUCACAUUGGAUUAGAACAACAAUGACCUCUACAUACACAACAAUAAGUACAUUUACAAAGUUGUUUACAUGCACACUAAUCCUGGUAACUGUGAGUGUUUGGUUAGUGGCAGGAAACAGAAUAAUGUGUUUACUCUCAUCACACAAGUGUGAUUAUUCGAAAAACCACUGUUUACAUGAUAUUUGGAUAGCAAUCAGACUUGUCCCCCACCCCCACUAAAAAAUAUCAGCCUUCCGUUCACCAUUGUAAACAAAUACAGCUUAGAUCAUCAUUUCUAGUAAAGCUAGCCUGGUUUUAUGAAUCACAACUUCAGCAACCUCUUUGGUUUUGCAGAUGAUUUUUUGCCAGAAGGAGAUGGUUUCUUCCAACAACUCUGCUUUCCAACAUGAUGUGACUUUCCCUAUUUGGGAUCAUUUCUGUGCACAUGUGCAUGCCUAAGAAGAGAAGAAAAAUCCAAGAAACCCAGUCAAGGGUUUAUGUGGCCAAGUGAUCAAACCCUCCCGAUGAUGCUUGCAGUUGCUAAGAAGACUUUAUCUGAUGUGUACAUGGGACCUACUCACUAGAUUGUUUUUUUAGUUUGUUGUCUUGUUUUUUUGUUUCUUUCCUGCUGCAGUCACUACGUAGCCUUGGUAUUUAUUCACACUGAGGAUAUAUUAUGCACCAGUUAUGUUUCAUAUCUUAUCAGAAGACAAGAAAAUGAAGCAUUCUUAAAAACACCUUUCUUAGCUCUUCCUAAUAAUCAUCUAUGAUUGUAAAUAUCUUAAAUAUGAAUUUGAUAAGUCAUGGCUUAAAGUGAGAUCAUUUAUGAACUGUGAAGGCUGAAGAAGGGAAUAGAAAUUAACCUAUUCUCUUUACAUUCAUAAGACACAGCUCCAUUUUUGUCACCUUGAUUUCUCAUAGUAGACAGAAAAAAAAAGUUCACGUCAACGCUCGUGUCCAAUCUUUCCAGCUUGCUUUUGUAUUUAUUUCACCACCGUUUCAAGUAUAAAACUAAAUAAAAUCUAUGAGAACCAUGGACAUCUGCAGUGUGCUAGUUACACUAUGUGAUGGCCUUAGAUGGUUUGAUAUUUUUUCUAUCGCCAGCCAUGUAUGGUUUUAUGUAUAUAUUUCCUAGUGGUAUGCCUUAAUGUGUUUUGUAAGAUUUUUUAUUCAUUUAAUAAAUAACUUUGAUAAGUCA
Messenger RNA from Epinephelus lanceolatus (giant grouper), 2142 nucleotides. The record is from RefSeq and is a predicted model, not a curated record. NCBI's taxonomy places the organism in Eukaryota, Metazoa, Chordata, Actinopteri, Perciformes, Serranidae.